Penicillium manginii is the source of this 999-nucleotide messenger RNA. RefSeq names its product lysophosphatidic acid acyltransferase LOA1. The record is from RefSeq and is a predicted model, not a curated record. NCBI's taxonomy places the organism in Eukaryota, Fungi, Ascomycota, Eurotiomycetes, Eurotiales, Aspergillaceae. Bases 1 to 999 code for a protein of 332 amino acids. The transcript has 3 exons.
AUGGAGAAGUUCUCGCAGUUUCGAGAUCGAGGCUCCGGCAUUGCGCCUUUUCUCCCCAUCCCCUCAGAGCCUCUUGGUCUGCAGGCCCCACUCCGCAUCUUCCUCUUUUGCUUCAGGCUACCGCUGUUCAUCUUUGUCACCGUCGCCUACUUCCUAAUUCUACAAUGGCUGCCCAUCGGGUCACUGGGCAAAAAGGCCGCACUGUGGUGCAUCCUCGGUGUGCCGAGUAUAUGGUGGAUUGACCUACAAGUAGAUGGAGUGCGAAAAGGCUCCCUCUCCAAACACCAACAAGCUCGCCUCCCACAACCCGGCUCAGUAAUCGCCUCAUCCUUUACAUCCCCCAUUGACGCAGUCUACCUUGCCGCAAUCUUCGACCCAAUCUUCACAGCCUCCUACCCAAACACCAAGCAAGUAGAGCAUAUCUCCCUCUUACAAGCUAUCCUCCGUGCCUUCGCACAACCCUCCAUCCGCCCGGCUACCGGAACAACUCUCGUUGAGGUCUCAUCCCUCGUAUCGAAAUACCCCAACCGGCCCAUUGUAAUUUUCCCAGAGUGUACAACCACCAACAGCCGCGGCAUUUUGCCUCUGAGCCAGUCUCUCCUCGGCGUACCGUCGAAAACAAAGAUCUUCCCCGUCAGCCUGCGCUACACACCCGUCGAUGUCGUGACUCCGCUUCCUGGAAGCUAUGUCAGUUUCAUUUGGACAUUGCUGAGCAAGCCGACGCACUGUAUUCGUGUUCGUAUUGCGGAAGCGGUGCAGCGUGGAGCCAGUGCUAUGGAUCUGCCCCCUGCACGAUCGACCCGCAAAUCGACCUUUGAAACUAAUUACCUCGAUACACUAGAUCAGGUUGAUGGUGAGAUUAGUUAUGCGGAUAACGCGUUGCUGGAUCAGGUCGGUGAGUCUUUGGCUCGACUUGGGAGGGUUAAACGCGUGGGCCUGGGAGUUAAGGAGAAGGUUGAUUUUGUUAAGAUGUGGAGUAAGACGAGGAAGAGUUGGUGA